Drosophila melanogaster (fruit fly) is the source of this 1424-nucleotide messenger RNA. RefSeq lists its product as uncharacterized. The transcript is spliced from 2 exons. Bases 33 to 326 code for a protein of 97 amino acids. The record is from RefSeq and is marked reviewed. NCBI's taxonomy places the organism in Eukaryota, Metazoa, Arthropoda, Insecta, Diptera, Drosophilidae.
UGAAAAUUCAGACAGGUUUGGCAAAUACAAAUAUGAAAUUAUCCGUUUUGUUUAUCGUGAUGCAGUUGCUGGUGCUGCUGGCUGCACAGGCGAUUGACCUUUCGCCGCCGCCGCAGCAGCAGCAGCAGCAGCAGGGUGCAGAUGUGGCAGCCAGCUUAAAGGAGCUGCAAGGGGAGAUGGCGCAUCCAUUGGGCAGCCAGUGCAUCAGCGAUUGCCUCGCCGAGAAGGGCAACCUAGUGCCGGAUCAACUGGGUGAAUGUCAGCAGGUCGAGCAGCAGUUCGACUGUACACUGUACUGCAUGUUUGAUGUAGAGCCGCGCUAUUAAGCCAUUAACCGAUAUAGUGCAAAUACGCACAGGCUUGCUGGCCAUUAAACCAAUUAUGGCCAGGACCGUUGCACACUGCUGACAGCAGGCGCAAAUAUUUGGCAUUUACCCGUACCACUGCCUUAUGUGUUUUUCGCCUGACGAGUUUUUGGCGAAAAGUGCCACAUAUCCAAGGACCAGGAUCAGAGGCCAUUUAUCAUCGCCACAUGCGGCGGCAUGACCUUUCCGACGACAUGUGAGUUAAUUAAUCUAACUGGCCAGACGGCCAAGGUCGUGCAUCGCAAUUAAACAUGGCAGCUGAUGAUGAAGGGAAUUUACCUUCGCGACCAGACGCAUAAAUUUCAAUUUGCACCUAUGCAUUUAAAUUGAUGGCGAUGGAGGUCCUGCAGCAGGACCAGCAUGCUGCAUAUGCGAAAUGCGAAUAGUUGUUCGCGCCGCGCUUCAAUGCGCAAUUAGCGGACCAUGGCCCAUAAAUUAUUUGACCCGCCGGCGGGGGAAAAUGGGAAAUGGAAAAUGGCGGACGGAAAUGAAUGCCCAGCAGGGCGAAUAAACAGAUGAGCGUGCAAAAUUCGCCCAGCAAUCCGAAUCCGCUUGGGCCUAAAGUAUGCACUUCAGGUAGUUGGGACAAGGACCAGGCUCAAAAUGCGUAAACGAGAUAACAGGCCCACAGAUAUAUUGUUAUCCAUCACGUGACUGCAGUUGGAAUCACGUGCUCAGUCCAUGUUCAAUGCCGAACUUCCGUAAGCGGGCGCAAUCAAAUUAACCUUGGCUCACGCGGCGUAUGCGCAAUAUUUCAGCCAUUUAAGCCCAGUGCUGUGAUAAAUGCAGCUAAGUGGCUUUGUUUGCUCCCAAUGCGAACAAAUUCGAUCGACGUACAGCGUCUCAUGCAUUUUAAAUAUUCCGCCAAUGCAAAUGCCAAUAAAUCUCGGCUUUUGUCUCGCCCUCAAAGGCAAUGCACCUUUGUUGAAAACUUUUGCCCAGCUCUGGGAUGCUUUAAUUAUGCAGCCAGCAGCAGUCUCAUUAUGCCGAAGUGACAUUUUUCAGCUGGACGCCAGAGUUUUUCGCCGAAAUUGCAAACUUUAUUUUUAUUGCAUUUUU